CGCCCAUCUCUGCUGUCUGAUGGCCGGAGCGAGCGUCUGACAUACUGCGCGUACUAGAAACACUCCAGCACCAGAGAACGACGCGUGUGGGACAUACAGAACGGCUGAAUCUGGAGCGAGCGUGGUGCUGGUCGCAUUCAUCACAACACAUUUGACCGAAGCGGUUUUUUUUGCAUCAGAAUCAGCGCUGUUACAGCUGUCGCGGCUGCGGGUUCGGGGAGUGCCGCUCCUCGCUGGCUGACUGACUGACUGACUGUCUGCAGGUCGGGCAGCUGUGGAUCUCUGCUCGCUGUUUACAGUCAAUGAUAGCUACACAACAAACUGCCCCGACUGAACACAGAUCAGCGCGAGCGCCAGUGUGUGGACUGAGUGAAGCCCAUCAUUUAGAGGAAAAUGAGCGAACUCGACCAGUUACGUCAGGAGGCUGAACAGCUCAAGAACCAGAUCAGAGAUGCACGGAAAGCAUGCGCGGACGCCACGCUCUCUCAGAUCACAGCCAAUAUUGAGCCUGUUGGGCGGAUUCAGAUGCGCACUAGACGGACACUGAGGGGACAUUUGGCAAAGAUCUACGCCAUGCACUGGGGGACUGACUCAAGGCUUCUUGUCAGUGCUUCCCAGGAUGGAAAGCUUAUUAUCUGGGACAGCUAUACUACAAACAAGGUGCAUGCUAUUCCUCUGCGCUCUUCGUGGGUGAUGACUUGUUCAUAUGCGCCAUCCGGAAACUACGUGGCCUGUGGAGGUCUGGAUAACAUUUGCUCCAUCUACAACCUGAAGACCCGUGAGGGGAACGUGCGCGUCAGCCGAGAACUGGCUGGACACACAGGUUAUCUGUCCUGCUGCCGUUUCGUGGAUGAUAACCAGAUUGUUACCAGCUCAGGCGACACCACCUGUGCUCUGUGGGAUAUUGAGACCGGGCAGCAGACAACCACAUUUGCAGGUCACACCGGUGAUGUGAUGUCACUCUCUCUGGCCCCAGACACACGCCUGUUUGUGUCGGGUGCCUGUGAUGCCUCUGCUAAACUCUGGGACGUCAGGGAAGGCAUGUGCAGACAGACUUUCACUGGCCAUGAGUCUGACAUCAAUGCCAUCUGUUUUUUCCCCAACGGGAAUGCGUUCGCCACAGGCUCGGAUGACGCCACCUGCAGGCUGUUUGACCUGCGUGCUGACCAGGAGCUGAUGAUUUAUUCUCACGACAACAUCAUCUGCGGCAUCACCUCUGUGGCCUUUUCGAAGAGCGGACGACUGCUGCUUGCCGGCUAUGACGAUUUCAACUGCAACGUGUGGGAUGCUCUUAAAGCCGACCGCGCAGGUGUUUUGGCGGGUCAUGAUAAUCGUGUUAGCUGCUUGGGUGUAACUGAUGAUGGGAUGGCUGUGGCUACAGGCUCCUGGGACAGUUUCCUUAAGAUCUGGAAUUAAAUCCGGAAGGUUCACUGGAAGACUAUUCCACAAUCAAAAUGUUCAAUUUUAUUCUCCAAUCUUCUUAAACACAACAGAACUGACCCCAACAUCUAUAAAUGACAAAAGAGCUAAAAUUUCUCCUUUGGAAAUAAUUUAAAAAAAGAGCACAAUUGUUUCACUCCACUAGAUUGUAGUUGGUAAGUGGAUUAAAGUUGGUAAUUGUGCAUUCCUUUUGGGACCAUUUUCUGAUCUUGUAUUGAAAGAACACAAAAGAUUCAUUCCACUGCUAUUGUCAUUAUGCUAACAUCAUCUGUCUUCAACACGAAAAGAAGCAGUUUUUCUAAAACAAACGAGCUCGAUGGCUUUCUGGGCCUUAUUUUGGACCCCACCCCCCUGUCAAUUGUUGAUUAAGGUUAAAAAUUAAGGAUCACAAGCUUAUCAAUCUUGUCAAAAUCAGAUCUGGGUCCACUAGCUGCUAUCAGGGGGGGGGGGGGUGUUUCUAGUUGCAAAUUUUGUUUGCACAAGUAAUAAAAUUUUGCAUAUAUAGAAUAAUGUUGAAAACUGUUAACUAACCAAGCACGUGCUGUUCACAAUGACGAAUGCUUGAUUUUCAAAGACAAACAAUGUCAAUUUUAACCAUGUCUCUCCUUGUGCUUUUUAUUUCCUUUUAAAAAUGUGGAGUAAUUCAGUGAAGAUUAACAAAUCAUUAUAAUAUUUUUUUCUUUAUUUUUCUUAUCCAAUUUUUCUCUAUCUGUUUGAUCUUGAUGUGGAGGAUGUUGACAGGUGGGAUGGGGCAGUUCUUCAUUUUUCGGUUUUAACAGAGGUGCCCGUUUUGUGCUUGGAAAUCAGUAACUACUCUGUGAAUGACAUGUUGUAUAAAUCAAUGUUUGAAAAUAAUGAUAUUGAAAACUUUUUAAGUUAAAAAAACAACAACAAUAUUUUGGUUGUCUGCCAUGAGUGGGAAACUCGUAGAAUCGCAUGCUGUAGAAUUGCUUAAAAGAGGUGCAUAUGGAACUUAAGUCCUUGAUGUUUUUCUUUAAAAAAAAAAAAAAAAAAAACUGUUAAAUAGAUCACAGUAUUUAUAUAUUUUUUUUCCUUUUUUUGUUUUCUUUUUUUGCUACUCUGUGCAUACAUAAUUCAGUUUAACAGUCAAAGCUAUGCACUUAAGAGAAGCAAACAUGUUGAUCACAACACAUGAAUGGUGAGCUGUUUCCUGUCCCUGGAGAGCUUGUGAAUCCCCACACACACACACACUGACCCUGUAAAAACACACACACACACUCAAAUAACUAGAACAAAGAAAGUCUCAUUCUCUCUGUAGCAAAACAAAAUUUCAUAUACAAAGACAAUGCUAGAGACAUUUUCUAAUGAACAGUUUUUUUUUGUUCUUUAAUAAAUAAUAAAAAAAAAGAAAAUAACGCAGAAUUUGAAUGGCAGAACUCUUCUCGACACGUAUCAAGAAAAGCUCUUUCCUUAGCUGUAGUGGCAUUUCUUCCAUUCUGUUAUUCCUCUGCGACAUUCUGUACAAAAACAAAAAAAGUGCUGUCAUUGUGCAUUAGGCCUGGAGUUGGCAAUGAAAAUAAAAGACUAAAAAUGAACUAAAUCUCCUUUCUCCCUCUUUCUCUGCCUCUCUUUGCCUCUUCCUUAUGAAUAACACACAGCUCUGUGCUCCCCACUGUACCCUUAUCCAUCUUUUGUAUUUAAUUUUAAAGUCUGUACAACAGAGAGCUGGAUGCAAGAUAGAAACUAUAUUAAAAUGUACUGUUAUUUAAGAUGUAAUAAACGCAGUUUG
Molecule: messenger RNA, 3190 nt
Organism: Xyrauchen texanus (razorback sucker)
Lineage: Eukaryota; Metazoa; Chordata; Actinopteri; Cypriniformes; Catostomidae
Gene: gnb1a
Product: guanine nucleotide binding protein (G protein), beta polypeptide 1a
Exons: 11
Coding region: 394-1416 (340 amino acids)
Biological process (GO): G protein-coupled receptor signaling pathway
Cellular component (GO): heterotrimeric G-protein complex; cytoplasm
Molecular function (GO): signaling receptor complex adaptor activity; protein binding
Source: RefSeq, a predicted model, not a curated record